UACUCCAAAAAGCUACCAAAGAUCCUUUAUGAAUAUUCAUCCUUUGUGAAUAUUGUGUUCACAAAAUUGUAGAGGACGUGCCCGAAGGAAAAUAAACAAAAUGUUCAAGGUUUUUCGGGUAGCUAAUGACAGAACCUAGACUGGAUCCCAAGCCUUUGGUCCCCACUUUGCUUUUUGUUUGUUUGCUUCCAUACAAUGUUAUCUGAACUGAAUAAGAGAAAAGUAGGAGAGAUUUUUUUUUUUAAUUCUGCAGUUUGAUCACUCUACAUGGUAACUCCAUUUUAGAGUUGGUUUUCAUUUUUUCUCUUUUGAAGCUUGUCUUGAAGGUGCAAUGAAAGCCUUCCAUGCUUUGUGUGUUGUCCUUCUGGUGUUCGGGAGUGUCUCCGGAGCCAAGUUUGACGACUUCGAGGACGAGGAUGACAUAGUGGAGUAUGACGAUAACGACUUUGCUGAGUUCGAGGACGUCGUGGAGGACUCCGUCACCGACUCGCCUCAGCGCGUGGUGACGACCGAGGAUGACGAAGACGAGACGACGGUGGAGCUGGAAGGGCAGGAUGAAAACCAAGAAGGAGAUUUUGAAGAUGCAGACACUCAGGAGGGAGAUACCGAGAGCGAGCCAUACGAUGAUGAAGAAUUCGAAGGUUAUGAAGACAAGCCAGAUACUACUUCGAGCAAAAGUAAAGACCCAAUAACAAUUGUUGAUGUUCCUGCGCACCUCCAGAACAGCUGGGAGAGUUAUUACCUGGAGAUUUUGAUGGUGACUGGUCUGCUUGCCUAUAUCAUGAACUACAUCAUUGGAAAGAAUAAAAACAGUCGCCUGGCUCAGGCCUGGUUCAACACUCACAGAGAGCUUUUGGAGAGCAACUUUACCUUAGUAGGGGAUGAUGGAACGAACAAAGAAGCCACCAGCACGGGGAGGCUGACCCAGGAGAAUGAGCACAUCUACAACCUGUGGUGUUCUGGUCGGGUGUGCUGCGAGGGCAUGCUCAUCCAGCUGCGGUUCCUCAAGAGACAAGACUUACUGAACGUCCUGGCCCGGAUGAUGAGGCCCAUGAGUGAUCAAGUACAAAUAAAAGUAACCAUGAAUGAUGAAGACAUGGAUACCUAUGUGUUUGCUGUUGGCACACGGAAAGCUUUGGUACGACUACAGAAAGAGAUGCAGGAUCUGAGUGAGUUUUGUAGCGAUAAACCUAAGUCUGGAGCCAAGUAUGGACUGCCGGAUUCUUUGGCCAUCUUGUCAGAGAUGGGAGAAGUUACAGAGGGCAUGAUGGACACAAAGAUGGUUCAUUUCCUUACACAUUAUGCUGACAAGAUUGAAUCCGUUCAUUUUUCAGACCAGUUCUCUGGUCCAAAAAUUAUGCAAGAGGAAGGUCAGCCGUUGAAACUUCCUGACACCAAGAGGACACUCCUGUUUACAUUUAAUGUGCCUGGCUCAGGUAACACGUACCCAAAGGACAUGGAGGCUUUGCUGCCCCUGAUGAACAUGGUGAUUUAUUCUAUUGACAAAGCUAAAAAGUUCCGACUCAACAGAGAAGGCAAACAAAAAGCCGAUAAGAACCGUGCCCGUGUGGAGGAGAACUUCUUGAAGCUGACUCACGUGCAGAGACAGGAAGCCGCACAGUCUCGACGGGAAGAGAAGAAGAGAGCUGAGAAGGAGCGCAUCAUGAACGAGGAAGACCCCGAGAAACAGCGCAGGCUAGAGGAAGCCGCCUUGAGGCGUGAGCAAAAGAAACUGGAGAAGAAGCAGAUGAAGAUGAAGCAAAUCAAAGUGAAAGCCAUGUAGAGAUGAGUCCUGUGCCGUGUGGAAGCUCUGGCUUGCUGGGACACGAAGAUGCCAGUCCACUGCUCACCUUGAGGGCAGCUGUUCCCAGCAGCUAGACAUCCUGACUUCAUCAUGCUUCAGGCUUAGAGAUUUACUGAGAUGGUAGAGUCAUCAAAAGGGCUGUUUCAAUAAUUUCCUUUCAGAUAAUCAAAUUGUUUUGAUUAUUUUAUAAAAGGAAUAACAUUUGAAAUCUGUGGUUCUAACACGUUUUUAAAAUUGUAACAUGAAUCAUCAGUGCUUUGGGUACUCUGAUAUUUGAAGAAAUAUUAUGAAAUUUCGUGGAUAAUUAGGUUGUUGCUUCUAUAUAAAUAAGGCAACUGAAAUAGAAAUGAAGAUUAACUCUAAACCACAAUUUCACAAUUAACUACCAGAAUUGCACAAUAAACAUUGCUUGGUGUUUUUU
This is a messenger RNA of Ochotona curzoniae (black-lipped pika), 2225 nucleotides long. RefSeq names its product coiled-coil domain containing 47 (gene CCDC47). The record is from RefSeq and is a predicted model, not a curated record. NCBI's taxonomy places the organism in Eukaryota, Metazoa, Chordata, Mammalia, Lagomorpha, Ochotonidae. Gene Ontology annotation, molecular function: calcium ion binding. The coding region runs from base 332 to 1783 and encodes 483 amino acids. The transcript has 12 exons. Gene Ontology annotation, biological process: endoplasmic reticulum calcium ion homeostasis. Gene Ontology annotation, cellular component: endoplasmic reticulum.